GUGAUCAUCCUUUCUUAAUUUCCUCCUCUCAACUUUAUUAUUUUGAUUGAAAUGAUUCAAUCAUAGUGCCUAAUCUUCUUCCACCCAUAAUAAAAAGAAAGAGAGAGCAAAGAAAUAAGAGAAUCUAAAGAAAGAAAAAGCCAGGCUCAAAAAGUUGUGUUAUUGUAUGCAUGAGAAUUGAAGGAGAGAGGUGAAGACUCAUUAUCAUCAUCAUCAUAUCAUCGUCAUGUAUAGCAUGGAUUCAUCAUCUUCUGGAUCUCAGUUUUCUCAGCACCCACAACUCCCUCCAGGGUUUCGAUUCCACCCCACAGAUGAAGAGCUAGUGGUUCAGUACCUCAAGAAAAAAGCAGACUCUGUUCCUCUUCCUGUUUCCAUCAUCGCCGAGGUUGAUCUCUACAAGUUUGACCCAUGGGAACUCCCAAGUAAAGCAACUUUUGGUGAUCAAGAAUGGUACUUUUUCAGCCCAAGGGAUAGGAAAUACCCAAAUGGGACAAGGCCUAACAGAGCUGCUACUUCUGGGUAUUGGAAAGCAACCGGAACUGACAAGCCCAUACUUGCAUCUCAUGGUCACCACAACAAAGUUGGAGUCAAGAAAUCACUUGUUUUCUAUGGUGGAAAGCCUCCAAAAGGUGUUAAAACCAAUUGGAUCAUGCACGAGUACAGGCUUGCUGAUAGCUCCUCAAACUCUAGCUCAAAACCUCCUUCUUCGGCUUCAGAUCAUGCACACAGUGGCAAGAAAAACUCCUUGAGGCUUGAUGAUUGGGUUUUGUGCCGAAUAUACAAGAAAAGCAACAGUACCCACCUGCCAAGGUUACCUUUGAUGGAGCAGAAUAAGGAGAUUUCUAGGGAGAUUUCUAUGCUACCAAUGAUGUCAACUUUGUCAAUGGCUAAUGAUAACAACACUCCUCAGGAUUCCAAAACUGCGUCUUCUAGAAGCACAAGUUAUGGACCCCUUGGAGUAGAAAAUGAUGAUAAUUUCUUUGAUGGAAUCUUUGGAGUUGAUCAUCAGAGCAUGCAGCAAGAUGUUUCUGAUCAUUCCCAACAAGUGUCUUCAAAGGGAAACUUCCCUAUGAAAAGGGAACUUUCGUCACAGUUUUGGAAUGGCACAGGGUCAUCCUCUUCAAGCAGGCAAUUCCAUUACGAUCUUAAUUAUGCUGGAAACAGCACUACUGUUGAGGAAGACAAUUCCUUCGUUUCUCUGCUUAGCCACCUUCCACAGAACACAACAACGUUUCACCCAAAUGCGCUUCUUGGCCCUGUUGGUAAUGGUGUAUUGAGGCAACAGUUUCAACUUCCAAGCAUGAAUUGGAAUACUUAGGGUGGUUAAUUUGGCUUAGGGUAUAUAUACCGGGUAAGGGUUGGAUAAUGUAGCUGCCAUUGUAGGUUUAUAUUAUAAGUUAAUUUAACUUGGGUUUUAUUAGCCAUAUAUACAUAACAUACUAGAGAGAGAGAGAGAUCAUGACCGUACGCUUGUAUUUUUGUGAGUUUUUUUUUUUGAAGCUUAUAUUAAACUGAAUACGAUAUAAUACUGCUGUUCUGUAUCA
Molecule: messenger RNA, 1544 nt
Organism: Glycine soja
Lineage: Eukaryota; Viridiplantae; Streptophyta; Magnoliopsida; Fabales; Fabaceae
Product: NAC transcription factor 25-like
Exons: 3
Coding region: 227-1318 (363 amino acids)
Biological process (GO): regulation of DNA-templated transcription; system development
Molecular function (GO): DNA binding
Source: RefSeq, a predicted model, not a curated record